AAUAAAAAUCUGGACAUGGACAAACUCUCCAGUGAGAAGGAAGGACGGAGUGCCUUCAAAGCAAGGACAGUGGAAAAUGGUACAGAGUCACAGGAGGAGAGACAGUCAGAAGCAGCUUUUUCUGCGGGAGACAGAGAGCUGUCAGAAAAGCAGGCAAAGGCAGGAGAUGAGGGGAUGCUGCCAUGGCGCCAAGAGCAGCCACAGCCUGAAAAAAGGGCAAAACAGGAAGGAAGUCCAGAGAGACAGGGAAAGCCAGAAAGUAAAGGGAGCCCUGCAGGAAAGCGCCCAGCUGAGGACCACAGGCCCAGAAAGGCCAAAAGAAAAACCAACAAGGGGCUGGCCCACUGCCUCAAGGAGUAUAAAGAGGCCAUCCAAGGCAUGCGCUUCAGCAAUGAAGACAAGAUGAGAGAAUCUGACAACAUGGCAAGGGUGAAGGAGGAUGAGAGAAAGAACAAGCAGAAGAUGGGGCAGAUGUUUGGGAUGCAAAGAAGUCUGCAGGAUCCCUUCUACCCAAGGGGCCCAAGGGAACUCAGGGGUGGCUGCAGGGUCCCCCGAAGGGACAUUGAAGACAUCCCUUAUGUUUAG
Molecule: messenger RNA, 585 nt
Organism: Alexandromys fortis (reed vole)
Lineage: Eukaryota; Metazoa; Chordata; Mammalia; Rodentia; Cricetidae
Gene: Tceal4
Product: transcription elongation factor A like 4
Source: RefSeq, a predicted model, not a curated record